UCCAAAUAGGAAAUAGAAACCAACCUCUGCGUUUCCUCUUCGCUCUAGACCACCAAAACUAACGGCUUCUGCACUCCUUUUUAUAGUAAUAAUAAUAACAAGAAUCUCCAUUAUUUGAAUAUCGUGAUAGAUCCUCUGUUCUGUUCUUCCCAUCGGAACCCUAAACUCGAUAAUCUUUUUGGUCGCCAUGGAUUCCAUUGUUAAGAAAGAAACUGUUGAAAGUGGAGAAACAACGCUGGAAAAUAGUCUGCCUCCCACGCUUUCAAAACAUGAUUUAAUUGAACUCAGUAGCACCGAUUCCGAUUCCGAUUCCGGUGACUCUGACGGCGAGUCCUUGUUUGGUAAAAGAUCUAGGUCUUCGAAUGGCGUCGAUGGUAGUUCAUCCAAGAAGCAGAAGCUGGAUGGUAUGGGAGUCAUUUUGCCUCUCGGCUUUCUUGAUCCCUUACCCCCGGAGGAAGCCUUGCCCCUGUCUGAACCAGUUUCAAAAUCUCAAUCCGCGGUUGUGGUUGCGAGUUGCAAGCAAUUUUGGAAGGCUGGAGAUUACGAGGGCGCUUCUGGCUGUGACACGGCAUCUUCUUUCGGUGGUAUGGAUCAUGUUAGGGUACAUCCCAAGUUUCUCCAUUCAAAUGCAACAAGCCACAAAUGGGCUCUUGGAGCUUUUGCAGAGCUUUUGGAUAAUUCUUUAGAUGAGAUAUGCCAUGGUGCUACAUAUGUUAGCAUAGAUAUGCUGAAGAAUAAAAAGGAUGGGAGCAGAAUGUUGCUGGUUGAAGAUAAUGGUGGUGGAAUGGAUCCAGAUAAAAUGCGACAAUGUAUGUCUCUAGGUUAUUCUGCAAAAAGCAAAUCAGCUAAUACCAUUGGGCAAUAUGGAAAUGGUUUCAAGACCAGUACCAUGAGGCUGGGGGCAGAUGUUAUUGUGUUCUCACGUUGUUGUGGAAAAGAUGGGAAAAGUUCUACACAAAGCGUUGGAAUGCUUUCAUACACAUUUUUGAGGAGCACUGGGAAGGAAGAUAUUGUAGUUCCCAUGCUUGACUAUGAGAACGUGGGAAGAAAUUGGAACAAGAUGACACGGUUAUCUCCGGGUGAUUGGAAUAGAAAUGUAGAAACCAUUGUACAAUGGUCUCCUUAUUCAAGUGAAGCAGAUUUACUUCAUCAGUUCAACUCUUUGGAAGAUCAUGGCACACGUAUAAUCAUAUAUAAUCUAUGGGAGGAUGAUCAUGGAGAAUUGGAACUGGAUUUUGACACUGACCCACAUGACAUUCAAAUUCGAGGUGUCAAUCGAGAUGAGAAGAAGAUACAGAUGGCAAAGCAGUUUCCCAACUCUAAGCAUUUUUUGACUUAUCGAAAUUCAUUAAGGAGUUAUGCAUCAAUUCUUUACCUGAGACUUCCACAUGGCUUCAGAAUUAUUCUGCGUGAGAAAGAUGUUGAGCAUCAUAACUUAGUCGAUGAUAUGAUGUUUACACAAGAGGUCACAUACAGACCACAACCUGGUGCUGAUGGGGUUUCAAGGGAAUCAAAUAUGGUUGCUGUUGUCACAAUUGGGUUUGUGAAGGAUGCAAAGGAUCAUAUUGAUGUUCAAGGAUUUAAUGUUUAUCACAAGAAUCGACUUAUUAAGCCAUUCUGGAGGGUCUGGAAUGCUGCAGGAAGUGAUGGUCGGGGAAUUAUAGGUGUACUGGAAGCUAAUUUUGUUGAACCAGCUCAUGAUAAACAAGGGUUUGAACGUACAAUUGUGCUUUCAAGACUCGAGGCACGAUUAUUGCAGAUGCAAAAGAAUUACUGGGGCAACAACUGUCAUAAAAUUGGCUAUGCUCCCCGGCGUCAAAAGAAACUUGUGAAUGAAUCUGCAAAUGGAGAAUCAUCACCUGAGUAUCCUCCUCAAUCAUCACGACAUUCAAAGAAAUCUUCCUUCCUCAGUGGAAAAACUCCACUUUCAGACAAGUAUUCACAUGCAAAUGAGAAGGUGGUUGGGAGAAAAGAAGCUGAAAGAUCUCUUAAGAUGGCUGACUCCAAGCAUAGAAAUGAACACAUACAUGGAAACGGUGAAAAUGGAAUUAAGAGCACAAAAUUUAGAAAGCGAUCAGGUUCUCCAGAGCCAAUGUCGCCUUCUAUCGAGGAUGGUGACUGUGAGAUGCAAACUGCCCCUCCUGAGAGAGUUGUGAAAGGCAGUAAUAGUGAGACUCAGCAAGAUCAUACAUCCAAUGGACAUGCUGAUCGAGUUGCUAAAUGUUCACAGCCAAAGGUUGCUGAUGUUCCUUACAGUGGAAAUGGAAAUGUGCAUUCUAAUUCCCAUGAAAAUGAUUUGAAUCAAUUUCACGAGGAGAAUCCUAGACAAAAGGAUAGAUUGAAGAAAUUGGAGGCUGAUUUACAUUUCGAAAGAGAUAAAUGUAAAUCCCUAGAAGAUCAACUUAAAAAGGCAGAGCAAAAGAUUGAAGAUAUGAACAAGGAACAAGAGGCUUUGAUCGAUAUAUUCUCAGAAGAGAGGAACAGACGGGAUAAUGAAGAAGAGAAUUUGAGGAAAAAAUUGAAGGAUGCUUCUAAUACCAUACAAGAGUUGUUGGGCAAGUUGGCGCUGCUGGAGAAAAUGAGGUCUCUAAACUGCAAAACAGAACGAUAGAGGUGCUAUGUUACGGUGACUAUCAUCAGUCUAAAGAAAGAGUAAAGAGUAAUACGUAUCUAACGCGAAAUACGUCAUUCUUCAUAGUUCAUAGUUAGUUAUACGUACUUCGGAAGGGAUUGCAAACCCUGCAAGUUGACACGAGGGAAGUGUAUUGGGUAUAUAUAUACAUGUAAUUUAAAACACAGAGGAAGCAGUUUUGAUGCGAGUUAAAUGUAUAGUUUUUAAUUGA
This is a messenger RNA of Nelumbo nucifera (sacred lotus), 2843 nucleotides long. Its product is annotated as protein MICRORCHIDIA 7-like. The record is from RefSeq and is a predicted model, not a curated record. Lineage: Eukaryota; Viridiplantae; Streptophyta; Magnoliopsida; Proteales; Nelumbonaceae. Gene Ontology annotation, molecular function: ATP hydrolysis activity. Gene Ontology annotation, cellular component: nucleus.